Plectropomus leopardus (leopard coralgrouper) is the source of this 10186-nucleotide messenger RNA. Lineage: Eukaryota; Metazoa; Chordata; Actinopteri; Perciformes; Serranidae. The record is from RefSeq and is a predicted model, not a curated record.
AUGUUCGCUGCGUUUGUCUGCACGCUCAUUUCACUGCAUCCGUUUUUUCAUCGCUCCUCUGUGGCAGUGCCUGCACCGGAUCACGAGGACUCACCGUGGUUCAUGGGGUGCGUCAACGCCAGCGGCUGGCCAUUCAAAGGUGCCCGUGACCUUGACCCGGUUACCUGCUCCGUGCGCUGCCUGGAUAAAGGGUACCAGGUGGCAGCACUGACCUCCGAGGCUUGUUACUGUGGCAACCAGCAACAUGGUUUGGUGGCCAGUAAGUGUUCCAACACGUCUUCCAUAGGAGGGACAAAAGAUGUCAGAGGACAAAGACAAAGUGUCCUCUACUUGCCUAUUGGAGGUGGACAGGGAAAUGUGGCACUGUACAGAACUGAAGGGCCAUUUCUGCACAGAGUUCGUCUGUCUACGUCUUCACACAGAGUGCAGGCUGGGAGGACAUUUGUUGUGGAAAUUUCUGGAAACCUCGCUGGACGUCCCAACCAGCCCACAGGGGUCGUGGGUGUGGGAGGGGAGGACCUCUCUUACGUCACUGUUGAGUUUCAGGAAACGACCCCUAAAGGUCAAAGUUCACAUCAUGUCAACGUGUUGGAUGAUGGCUCCUUUGUUGUGUUACGUGACUGGACUUUGGAAACUCCAGGAAAAUAUCAAAUCAAUGUCAGUGUCUCCAACCCCCUCUCCACGCUCUCCUCCACCCUCCACCUCUCCGUCUUGCAGCCCUCUUCAGACGGCUUACUGGUCUCUGUGCUCCAUGGUCCUCUGGGUGUCCCCUCCUGCGUGCCUUCGCUACAGUCAGACUUCAGCAGUGUGACUGUGGAGGCAGUACACCUGGGCGACCCUGUCACACUGCAGGCGCACAUGAUGGAUGAUGGUCUGGCAGUGGAGUUUUUUUGGUGGUUUAUUCACAAGGAAAAAGAGAAAAACAUGAAGGGUGUAAAGACAGCUUGCCUCCUAAACUCAGACUGUGUGAACAGCACUGUGUUUGUUGUGCCCCCCACUGUCUCAGACCUCAGCAUAAGUACAUCAGGGAAUCAGAUGACUUCUGGAGAGGGAGCUUCUGUGCAUGUGAAGCUGUUCACCACCAUGAAGCACCUCUUCGUCCUUAACCUCACACUGAGUGGCAUUUAUGGCAGCAUUGACAUGAAGGACAAUGGCAACAGAAACAUCAAAAUUACUCACCAGGAAAACAGUAAUGAUAAUGACUGUAACAACAGUAACCAACUCAAUCAAAACCACAAUAACAUUAAUUGUUGGGAGGGCACCAACAGCUCAGAAACCCACCCUCUUCAACUCCUCCACACCUCCAACUGCUCCAGCUGCCAUUUGUACCUCAACCUCCGCUGCUGCCUCCCCACCACUGCAGGACAGUAUCAACUCACAGCGUCUCUUCUCUCCACGUCUGACCCUUCAGUCCUGCUCUCCGCUGUCCUGCCUCGAGCCUUGAUGGUAAACACCAGCUACACAACAGGAGAGGAGGCAAGGGUGGUUUUGCUUCUCGACCGCACUGGGACAGUUGUGGUUGAGCUUCGCGCUGAGAAUCGAGUGUCUUCUCAGAACAAGAGCGUGAGAGUGUAUGUUGAGGGGAAGAGGAAGCCGUCACCACAAGUUAGAGUUAAUCCAACGUGGCAACCACCUGCCAAUCAAAGUACAGCUCACAACCUGCCUGACAAUGUGCUGAUUUAUUCAGCAAAGCAAGCUUAUCCCACAAAUACAGAUGUAACUUUCCUGGCUGUGGCUGAAGCACCGGAUCCUGUAGAGUUCUUCUGGCACUUUGGAGACUCAACAUCAGACAGAACCACCUUAAGGACCGUCACCAAAAGAUACCACAAACCUGGCAGGUAUGAUGUAUUUGUGGUCAUGUCAAGUGGCCAGAUCUCCCUUACCUCCGAUGUGUUCCCGCUGGUCGUCCAGAGAGCGGUGAAGCUCAACAGGCUGCUCCACCAGGCUUCUGUCCUGCAGAACCAAACUAUGACAGUGAGCUGCAGGGUCAAUGUGGGGACUGACGUCACCUUUCUGUGGAGCUUUGGAGACGGAUCAUCCAGGCUGGGACAGAGCACAGAGCAGCACGUCUUCUACAGGACGGGAGAGCUCCGACUGGAGGUCACUGUGUCUAACCUGGUCAGCUCUGCCUCUCUAAGUAGUCACAUCUUUGUAGUGGACCGACCUUGUCAGCCUCCACCAGUGAAAAACAUGGGGCCUUUAAAAGUACAGGUGCAGAGAUAUGAGGUAAUCCAUCUGGGGGUGACCUAUGAGACAGAAGUUGACUGUGACAUUUCAGGAGGACUUCAAUACACCUGGACGCUGUUUGACUCUGCAGAGAAGGUCUUCCCUUUGCCUCUCGUAGACACACACAGACAGAGCCUCAUACUGCCCAGCCGUCUCUUGCACUAUGACACCUACACUGCUAUAGCCAGGGUUCAGAUUGUUGGGAGUGUGGUGUACAGUAACUACAGUGUGAGAGUGCAGGUGAUACCAAGCGCUCCUGUGGCCUUCAUCCAGGGUGGCACCAACAUCUUUAUUAACCACGGAAACACCACUGUGGUCACACUGGACGGGCAGAGAUCUUACGACCAAGACUUCCCCAUGAACCCAGUCGGCUUCAGUUGGACAUGUAAACCAGUAAGCUUCAUCACCAGCUCCUGUUUCCACCAUGACGUUCCCACUACGUCCCCUGUUCUGGUAUUUCCUGCUAGUUUCCUAAAACACAACUUUGACCAGUUCCAGUUCACACUCACCAUCCACAGCGGUGAGCGUUCAGCUUCAUCACAGACCUUCCUCACGUUAACACCCAAUGUGAUCGGAAAAGUGUCACUUUACUGCCCUCAGUGCCAGGGAGACCAGGUGAACUGGGAUCAGUCUUUCUCUGUCAACGCCUUAUGUGAAGGCUGCAAUAUUUCCACAAAGUACAUUCAGUACACCUGGAGCCUGUACGUGGUCAAUGCAUCAUCCAAGCCUGCCACAGAAGUCCCAUUUUGUUACACAGUGGAUCUCAGUGCUCCCUCCACCAUCAUGGAGGGUCCUGUUGCCUCCCCUCAGACCUCAACCCUGCAUCCUGCUACAGCUGAGACAGAACUGGAGCCCUUGCUUGUCUCAUCUCUAGUCAACAUGAGCACAGCAGGAUCUGGAGAGGAGCCCUUUUAUCACUCUCUGAGGGAGACUGACCCCCCAAAGCCUUUGUACUCCUCCACUGAAUACCUGCCACUUCCCCUUGACAACAGAGGCGUCCUCUAUUCAGACCACCACGGCCAAAGUGACGUUAUCAGUGAAUUCCCGAUGGAUUCUGACUCUUCUGCUGACUGGGAGUUUUCUUUUCCAUUCCUGGAGAACAGUGACUGGGAAGAUCGACUAGCUUCUCAUAUACACCGUCUGUGCAGGUUUUCAGUGUGUAACUACUGUAUAUUGUGCAUUGAAUCUGUUUCUCUGUCAGAUUAUGUUAUUCCCCUGAUGAGAACAGAGGAAGGAGACCCUGGGAUAUCAGCAGGAAGACCUACAGGGGUGGAUGGUGAGAGCUUCAGUCCAGGAGACGAUUCAGUGUUUGAUUCUGCAUCACAUGAAGACGAAGGGAAUAAUCUGUUAGAUUCCAGACCAUCUGUUGUGAUUCAGGACCCAAUCCUGCUUGAUUUACCUCGAGACCUGGUAGACAGAGGCCUUUUUGAGUCCUACACUUAUACAGGCAUAUCCUCCCCUUUGCUCAACUUCAGACCGUUCAGCCUGAAGCCUGGGAGCAGAUACAUGUUGGAGGUCACUGCCAAAUCCCAUGAUAGUUUUCUGGGCUGGACUCAGCUUUUCUUAAAAACCAACCCUGCUCCAAAGGGCAUGACAUGCCAGGUGCAACCAGUCAAAGGAGUGGAGUUAUACACACACUUCAGCAUCUUCUGCACCUCAGGGAGAGAGGACUUGCAGUAUGAAUACAGCGUCAGUGUAGGAGGCAGACCUCCCCGGGUGUUGUAUAAGGGGAGGGACUUCCAGUACUACUUCAGCCUUCCUUCUGGUGACCCAAGUGAUGACUAUAAAGUAACUAUUUACACAGAGAUCAGGAGCAGCAUUUAUGGGACGGCCACUAAACCCUGUCCUGUCACUGUCCAAGUCCUACCAAGCUUCCUCAGAGACACAUCUUCUCAUCUUGAUCCUGAUCUGGAGCUUGCAGAGUCAGGUCUCAGAAACCUGUCAGCUCUGAUGCAGCUUGGAAACAGUGUGGAGAUUCGUAACUACGUCAGUCUCCUCUCCAGCAUCCUAAACAGACUCAGCCUGGACGAAGUGGCCAACACACAUGAACAGAGACACACACGCAAUGUGCUCAUUAGCACAGUGUGUGAGCUUGAGAGCAGUGUAAAGGCAUCAAUGUUGGACAACGUCAGCAUUCUCAAAAACCUGUUACAAGUUACAAGUCAGGUGACCUUAUCUAGUGCAAGACGAGUGACAGCUCACAUUCAGGUCAUCUCUGAGCAGUUUUCAGAGCCCAGUGCUCCAGCUCAGUUCCAUCUGGACCAGAAGACACUCAACACCCUGGUCGCCCUGCUUUCAUACAGCCUGCAAGCUGCUGUCAUGAUUAAUGACUUCACACCAGAAAUGUCCACCAGUACUGACAUAACACAGACAUUAGAGUCAGACCCACGUGAUGAAAUACAGGACACUUCGAGCAUUAACAUCCAACGAGGAGGAUCGAUUUCAGCAAAGCAGACGGUGCAGCUUGUAGCUAAUAUUCUGCAGACUGCUUCAGACCUGAUGCUGAAAUACGUCUUGUUCCACGAAGCCCAGGAGCACAGAGUCAUCAGUGGUCUUAUCACCCUAUAUGCCACAUACCAAAACCAAACCUCCAGAGUCAUCAGCAGUGGCUCAACCACAGUCUACAUUCCUGCCUCCCUCAUCCAACUUCUGUUUUUUCAUCGCAGUAGAGAGACUGAGAACAGACCACAUCGGCCAUGUGUGCUCAGCAUGCUGACUGAGCUCAGCCACAACCCUUACGCCAGGAUCCAUGGUCCUGGAACGCUGAGCGGAAAAGUGGUUGACCUGAGUGUGUACAAGUGCAGCACGAGGAGAAAGAUCCGUGUUCGCUCCCUGAUUCAGCCAAUAGACAUCGAGCUGCAGCAACCACCAAAACAUAGCUCUGCACGCGAGUACAUCCUCCUACGCAGCCAGGUCAACUACCACAGCUUCAACAUUACCCAGGAGCACUUGCGGCAGGCCAUCCAGCUGAGUGUGGUGUUCACACCGCCGCUCAACCACGCAUUUCCCAUCAUGCUGCUCUUCAGGAUGUCUGAGAGGCCGACUCCAGGCAUGUACCAUCUGCACAGGAUUCAUCACUGGAAGACCAACACCACACGCCUUACUCUGCCCUCAAACUACCUCAGUGCUGCAGGUGUUGGCCACCUGGCUCUGCUGAAUGCUGAUUUUGGGAAAACACCCAAACACAAGCGACUGAGUGAACAGGUCAGUUACAGUCUCAGGGUGGACAGCAGCCUUUGUUUGUCUUGGGAUGGCCACCAGGGAGCCUGGACACACCACGGCUGCAGGACACAGCAUGCACACACAUCUACUGCAAUCAACUGCAGUUGUCACCAGCUGAGGCCGCUGACUGUGGUGCAGCAGCAGAUCCAGAGCAGCCAUGACACAACCAGCCUGGACCCGUUCCUAAGUGUGUCCAGUGAUCUGACGGUGCUGGGUGUGCUGGUGCUGUGUGUGUGCCUGUACGUCCCUGGGUUGGUGGUGUGUAGGAGAGCUGACAUCAUCUCCGAGGCGAACCAGAAAGUCCACUACCUUUCUGACAACUCUUCGUGUGACCCAUAUCUCUAUGCUGUAACAGUCCACACUGGUCUCUGCUCUGCAGCGCGUAUGAGUGCAAAGGUUUACAUAGUGCUGAAAGGUGAAUACGGGGUUUCGCAGACAAAAGAACUACAAGUCCCAGGAUGCACUUUGUUCAGGAGGAACUCUCAAGACACCUUUGUACUCAGUGCAGCAGAGAGCCUGGGCCCAGUGUGGGGAGUUCACAUAUGGCAUGACAGCUCUGGACCCUCCCCAAGCUGGUACCUCAAACAAGUGGAGGUGUGUGAGGUGAGCAGGGGGCAUGUGACGGGACGUGCUUGGCUCUUUAUCGGUCAGUGCUGGUUGGCUGUGAACAAAGGUGAUGGCCGUGUGGACAGAAAGCUGCGAGUCUGCACUCAGGGAAUAGGCUUUGCCAAGAUGUUGUGUCUCAAGCUAUCUGACUAUUUGGCCGACCACCAUAUCUGGAUGUCUGUGUUCAGCUGCCCCAGCCCAAACUCAUUCACACACGCUCAAAGACUUAGCGUGAGCCUGCUGCUCCUGUUGGGAUAUGCAUGUGUCAACACAGUAAUCAUAUCACAAAUGGAUAAACAGUUGCCAUACGAGUUGGGCAUCAUCGAUGUCUCAGCUCUUUCUGUGAAAACAGGAGUAUUAAGUGUGAUGGCAGUGUUGCCUGCAGCAGCAAUCAUAUCAUUUCUGUUCCGAUUGCGUGAGGUCAAGCUGACACAGUCUGAAGUCCAACAUGCAGAGGGCAGAAUGACUGAGAAGGACUUUUUUGAAGAUACCCUUUUAGUGAAUGACAGUUUAUUUGAGCACCAUAUCUCUUGGAACAGUCUUCAGCAGUGGGCGCAGGCCACCUGGAGGAAAAAAUACCAGCGCACAGACCUGCGGUCAGUGUCCACCACUAUUCUGGAAGAUAAAAGUACAAAUAAAGAACCUGUAAUCCAAACAGAUGCCAUCAUAGGAAAGGGGGAUGCUCUACCAGUUGAGGACAAUAUGGAACCAAUGCUUGGAAAUUUUUCGUUCAUUACUGAGGGGAACGGUAUCAAUCAAGCACCUCCGGGAAAAGAGUCAGAUCUUUUAAGUGAAAAAACACAGAGAUCUCUUUUGUCCGGUACGAGUGAUGGAGGUCAGGCUAUUCUGGAGAAGAAAGAUCCUUCAGGGAAAAGGGAGGAGGGCAGCCAUCACCAGACAGCGUGGUCUGGUCACAACAGUUGUUACCACGUCAUUGACAGCCUAAAUCGGAGAAGAUUCAAACUAAUAUCUCAGUGGUGUCACUAUUUGGCCUGGACACUGUGUCUGCUGUUGUCCCUCUUGUGCCUGCUGCUAUCUGCAGUGCUGGGAAUGAGGUUCAGCAGCAGCAAGGUUCUGCUAUGGAUACACUCUCUGUUCUUCUCCCUGAUCUCUUGCAUCUUCGUCAUCCAGCCAACUGUGAGACUUUCAAAACUGUGCAGCCACAAUAGAGUUAAUCAACUGGCAGAGCGGUUUGGAACAUCUGCCUUUCCUCAGGAAAGAUGCUCGUACCUUGAAAAGGUGCUUAGAGCUCGUCAGCGAGCUCGGUACCUCCGCCUUGUGCGCCCACUGACCCGGCCUGAGCUGAGGAAAACUCGAGGGACGAAAAGAAGAGAGGCUGUUAUCCACAAGAUUCUCAGGGAUUUGUCUAUCUGUGGCUCCAUGCUCUUCCUCAUGCUGUGUAUAAAUUAUGGCAGCUCAUUUGCUGACCAUUACCACCUUAAUAAAGCUGUCAAGAAAAGAUUCAGCAGAGGCCAUGAUAAUGCAUUUCUGUCCAUACAAAAGCAUGAGGACUGGUGGAAGUGGGCACAGACGAGUCUUCUUCAUUCACUGUACAACAAUACAACAGCUGCAAAUAAGUCCCACAUCUUGAUUGGAGAGCCAGUCCUGUGGAAGACAGAGUUGUCAAGCUCAUUUCAGGGCGAGCUCUCCAGUGUGACCCUUGUACCAGACUGCCUUCGGUUAUUCUUGUCUGGGACCAAAACAUCCACUCACCCACACUUAAGUGUCUCAGUUCCUAUGGCAACAGCGCCAAGGACAUGUGGUCUCCUUGGCUGCUACCUGGGACCGAGUGCUACAGUUGUCUUAGGACACACAAGGUCUGAUGCUACGUCCAGACUGAAGCUCCUGCAUUCAGGUGGCUGGCUGGACAGACAGACGGUGGCCCUGAAGGUUCAUUUUACAUUGUUCAGCCCUGCACCCAACUUAUUCACCAGUGUGACCAUGCAUGAGCAGAGCCCCACUGGUGUCCUGCUGACCUCUGCUAAAGUCCAGUCUGUUAGAGUUUAUCACACUCCUGCUGUGUGGGACUAUGUUGUCAUGGUGUGCCAGCUUCUCUUUCUCCUCUUGUCUCUGCUUCAACUCUGUGAUCAACUAUAUGUUAUGGGGCGGCAAGGGCUGAUGGGAAACUGUAGGACAUCCUGCAACUGGCUGGAAGUCAGUUUGGUGACAGUAACUUUUGUGUACUAUGUUUAUUACAUCUAUUACUCCAUUGUUAUCUUGGAGGUUGUGGAGCUGCUGCAGAGACACAACCACAGAGGACAUGUUGACGUCAGCCUCCUGGCCACCUGGGAACAAUAUGUUCGUACUCUGCGUGGUGUUACGCUCUUCCUUCUCACCAUGAAGUUUAUGACUGUGCUGAGGGUGAACAGGACCUUGGCCAUGACCACCACACUCUUUACCCGUUCACUCUCCAGCCUCUUCUGGCCAAUGAUUUUAAGUCUUAUCCUGAUGGUGGCGCUGUCCUGCAUGGGGAAUCUCCUGUUUGUGCAAAGCUCCUUUGCCUUCAGCUCACUUUCCCGCUCCCUUCAGACUCUGCUCCACCACAGCUGGGGUCUCAGGACCACAAGAGGCCUCUUCCUCUCUGGGCGUGACUUCCUUUACCGUGGAGUUCUCUGUCUGUCCUCUGUGGUGUGGACAACAGUGGUGAUAGUUGUGAUGUCCUCAUUUGUCAGAAGUGCCAAAAGAGCUCAAAGCAGGGGGAACAUCUUCACUCUAGCAGAAUUAACCAGCUACAUCAGACGGAGGGUCUCUGAGUUCACUGGACAGCGUGGACAAGCAUGGGUUGGAAAUCAGGUGGAAAAGAGGACUUACAACUUUGAGGAGUUUGAAAGCUUAGUAGAUGAACUAUUGUUCAGACUCAACGCCCUCUCAAACAGUCUGCAUCACGCUCUGCCCCCCAAAGCCCACUGCUACAGGGAGGAGGACAGUCCUGUCAUCUCACCCAUAUGGGAACCCUCAGACAUGGGCAGACAGGACUUUGUAAGAACACAAAUGACUGAAGAGAUGAAGGUGAAUGAUCACAAUGAUGUCAGUGGCCAUGGAGAAAUCUUUUUUUCUGCACCUCACCUGCUCAGGUCCAAGCUUGAGGUGGAGAUGCUGCACUUCCUGCAGCAGAAAGGCCAAAGGGGAAACCCCUCAGAGACUGUUGUGACAUUGAAUAGUUCGCAACAACCUAAAUCAAGAGCCAAAGAAAAUCCAAAAGACAGAGAGCUCCACACUUAUUUAAAGGAACAAAACUCACCGUCCCUCCCAGAGUCAGCUUCCCUCAUAAGGGUUUGGACAGAAGAUGUUCUUGAGAAGCAAGCUGACCAGUGGACUAAAACAAAUGACAGUUGCUGGUUUGUCAAAACUCAGGCUGCACAUACAGAGGUGGUGGUGGAAGUUCUGGUCCAUGAGGAGCCAGGGGGUGUGGAGCCAGAUCAACAGUAGGGUCCUUAGGUGACAGUUAUGGUGGGGACACUGCAAUCAUUUUAAUAAACAAGAUCUGCAAGGUUAUAGAUAUACUGUAUUAUAUGUGCUCAGCAUCUUACUGACUCAAUACUUAGUACUUGCAUUGUUGCAAAACCAGAAUGACUAGUUUGUAACUUUGCACUUGAGUCAUUAAGUCAUUAAUGGUUUACAAUACAUACAACCCUUUUUAAAGGUCCUGUGUUUAAGAUUUGGGGGGAUUUAGUGACAUAUAGUGGUGAGGAUUGGCAAUUGCAACUGUCUGAAACCUCUCCUUGUUAUAAUUCCUUUAGCGUUCAGAGUUAAUUUGUUUGUUUGACAUUUUUCCUUUAUCUUGUUCAUUGAAUAACAACAGUCACAUAGUCAUUUUAAGUUAGGUACUUUUACAGAGUGAACCAAUUUUGUAUUUUUUUUAAAAAGUUGUUUGUAGGAAUGAAACAAACAUGUAGAGCAUGGGGUGUUUUUGCAUUUGCAAUUAAUUAAUAAAAAUAGGUGUAUUAAAGAGAUGAAGGAAAUUUAAACAAAAGCAGGGCAUUUCAAGGAAUUAUACAUUUUCCUCUUCUUCCAAACUUCUUCAUAUUAAAUUGGAACAUUUAACAUGAAUAUGUUAAGUUUGUCAAAAACACACUUGCUUUUGAAGCACUAUGAAUUUCCAGUACAGAGAUUUUAUUUUGAGUGCCAUUUC